GUGAGGAAACAGCAGGUGUUUUGUGCCGCGCCGGGUGCACUGGGCGCUUGCAUUACGGGCAGCGUGUUAAUGGUGAGGCGUUGGGUAAGGGAUGCAGUGAAGAAUCGCAGUGGUAGACAGCACAUAUCUGAUUUGUUCAAUCGUCGUAAGUUUAUUCGGUAACUUUUACCUUGGGCUUGGUCAUCUUUGUUUGACUGCGCCCUCGUCCGCGCUUGUUGCAGUUUCGAAUGCUUCUAUCCAAGCUUUCUCGUGUUGUACAAGAACAAAUUCAUGUUUUUAGAAGAAUUGGGAGCAACAGCAUUUCGCGUGACACUUCUCAAGUGAAGCGCGCACUUGCAUUUGUUCCACACCGCGUUUUAUUAUGGAGGGUCAUGGAAACCCACGUCCGAAACCUGACACUUGUUGCGCGUCGAGUGCACCCGUGCCUGCAAGCUGUAACGCGGGAAUUUCAUUCGUCCAAGAAUCUAAUAAGUGUAGGUCUAAAACAUGGCACCAGUCGUCAGGUAGCUGCAAUGGCAGGCCGAUCGAGCCGGACUUACAACUAAACGCGCAUUGUCGCCAAACAUCGCAAUGUGUUGACGACCUUGGCGACCUCCAGACAGCGCUGGAAGCCGACAAGAAAAGCCUCUUGCAGCAGCAGCAGCCUCGUCAGAAGUUCGAGACAGUCGCGGACAUGACUAAUCGCUUUGUCCAGUUCUUCACGACGUUGCAUCUGGAACGUGAGUGCACAGCCGGUGUGUUUAUCUGUGCUGUUUGUCUGUCGGCCCAGAAGACUCUGGCCAGAAUCCGCGAGGCAGUCAGGAAAGACCCGCAAGGUCGUCGUGUGGCUCUUAACAGCGGCAAGUUCAUGAAACUUCUGGUGAAACUCUGUAAACUCGAGUCGCCUGGUUCGCCAAGUAUCUGCACCGUCACUGACAGAGAAAUGACAGCAUUCUAUGAAACACAGGCGUACCGUAAAGUUGUCGGCACAGUAAGCAUACUGGAAGAUGAGAAGAGUGAGGAUCUGUGGAAGAGCAUCCUCGGCAAGGCAGCAAAGAGUAUUAGACCACUUACUUACGCGAUCAGGUUCAAAGGUACUCGUAUACCUGGCGGUAGCUCUUGCGUAUGGGACAAGGACUGUUACGAACAGCCGUCACAAGGUAUGCUCAUGAGCCAACCGGAAGCUGUGAGUAAGGGGAACCCAUACCCGGUGUCCGACCUUAAGACUUUGGAUGUUAUCCGGUGUGUAGAUGCUCGGCAUUUAAUAGUCUAUCGUACUAGUAGUGGCAAAGCAAGUGUAGACGCACUGAACUUGUUGCUGGCUGAGUUUCACCAAAACUUGACAAGUGGGCCUCGAGAAGAUCCUCCAAAUGUUGGUGACAUUGUUGGCCUGUUUGAAUCCAGGGAUCGUUUGCUGAGAAUGCUUGUUGUAGAAGUGUCUGAAGACAAGGCCGUAGUAUGGUCCAUGGAUCAGGGCAAUUUUUGCAGGCUUCGUUGGAGCAACCUUAUUGAUGUGUUGCCAUCGUUCAGAUGCUUGCCACCUGCAGUUGGUCUGGGUGUCCUCCCAGAUGUUCAUGCAGUGCCAUCCCUGAGGCUUUUGAGAGAAUGUGUAAGGACUGUUCAGACUUUGACAGACCACAGCGGCCAGGAAGCAUCCUUCCAUGUUGCGAUGGUGGCCAGGUUGAAGGACUACAAGGCCAUUGAAGUUCUUUCAGGCCUUCUAAACUGCCCAGACUAUGACACCAGAAUGAUCACUGCAAAGCUUUUAAAUCAGCUGUGCUGCAGGCAGGUUGGACGCCAGGCUGUUUCAAAAGUCGGCUGUGUAGACAAAGUUCUAGGGCGGCUGAGGAAGCUGGUGACUAUACGGCAACGACAAACCAACUAUCAUAUGAUAACAGAUGAAAAGCUCAGUUUGGUGAUAUUGUUACAGUCCAUGUUCUUUCGCAAUGAGGAACUAUGCCUUGACUAUGCCGAUUCAGACCAUAUUUCGCUCCUCAGCAAGAUUUAUCAUGGCUUAUCGCCUGCCUGCCAGCUCUACCAAGAAGUUGACUAUUGCCUACGCACCUUGCUUGGUCCUGCCUAUAACAAAUGCAGGCUCCCUGCUCAAGCUAAGCAGGUUGCCAUGACAACCGAAAAGAUGAAUUCUCAAAGCCCUUCAGAUGAACCAAGCUUGGCAUUGCAGCAUUACAAUGAGAAGAAAGCUGUAGACCGCUUCUACCAGCGUGGCAGCCUGGUGCCCUUUCGCUCUGACCAGACCCACGAGCUGCGACCAGUACGUAGCAUGCGAAUGGCAUCGGCCCGCACCCUGUCUAAGGUAGCCUGCUCUUUUCUGAACUCCUGGAAGCCUUGUAUCGUGUACUAUGGCAUCUCCCGUGAGGGCUUAGUGCACGGCGUAAUGCUGAAUCAUAAGGAGCGUGAUUGCCUGCGUCAGGGCGUGGACUGUAUGGCAUCCAAUCUGCGACCACGUCUGAUGCCACAGAGCAUCACCGUAGAGUUCGUGCCAGUGUUGCGCACCCCCGACGACUCACGCGAGACUGUCUCUUGCUUUGUUGUGGAAGUGAUGGUACGUGGUGCUCCUGACACGAUGUACACCACUUCAUGUGGUGAUUGCUACUUGCGUGCUGGCGACAUGUCGUACCAGGCCACGACACAAGAUGUGCGUGCUUGGAUUGUUCAGCAGGAGGAGGCCCGUUACCUACGGGCGCCCGGUUUGGCUCCUAUGAGUCCUGUAAGGCCCGCUGAUGUAAGCAACUCGUCACUCCACCCUUGGCACAGAGUUGUGUACUGAGCAGCAAUGUAAGCUCGUCUUCACAAGAAGAGCAUAACUUCCCUAAGUUGUAAGUCUCUCUAGACAAGUUUAGGCACCCUCCACUCUACUGCACAUUGUGGUCAAUUUUCUACGUCACCUUUGUCUGUUUAGCCUGUAAGAUCCAUUGUAUUAAUAUAAAGAUUGCCUGCAUGUAUGUUCAAGACAUUGUUAUUUAUUUUCAUAGUUUCGUGGCUAUUUUUCUGUUUUUCCUCACUUUCUGUACUAGCGCAUUCACAGAGAUUGAGAAUGGGUACUUUAGCACUAAGACCAUCAAAGAUAGGCCCAAGAAAUGCACUUUAAAUGUGGGGAUAACGUCUUGCAUGUCUUCUGCGUGCAUUAAAAGCAAUGUGAUUUUCUCAGACAAAAGUAGAAAGAUUAGGCUUACUUUUAACCAUAAUGAUGUGACGAAGCUGUCAGCAAGACCUCUUAUCUUGUCAUUUACUAAAAGGGGACUUGUGGUUCUACUAUACUGUUACUACCAUAAAAUUGACUUCCUUUAUUGGAAAGGGCCUGCUGUUAACAAUAUCCCUGUGAAUGCUCAUUAAAGAAAUGUGUAGUGACUAUGAAUGAGGAGAUAAAAGUGGUGUAAGUACACUUGCAGCUUGUCUCGAUGUCCUGUUUGUUGGUGAGAAUUGACCACAAUUGUAGAAUUGGUGAACAAAUUUAGCAUUAGAUUUUAUGAUGGUUAUGGAGCAUUUAUUAUAGUAUGUAAACUGAGAUUGCGUAAACUCAGUCGUAUGCCGACCAAGUCUUGCGUAAACCAAAUAGUUUUCAUAGCAAGCGAUAACUGGUGCUUGUGCCGUGACAAGCUGAAGGAAGUCUAAACUGUCUGUAUACCGAAAAUAACGAUCAGCUCAAGACUAAUUAUGACACACGGUUUAACCAUGGUGUAAAGAAAUGAUCAACAAGGAAAAAGGAGCUUUCCAGAAAUUCUCCUCUCAAAAUGCUCAAGAUUGGCAAAAUUACAAAAGUAUAGCCCACCUUAUAGAAACUGUUAUUGCCCAUGCUGAAAACAAGUUUUUAGCUUCAUUCUUCCAGAUAUGCUAAAAAUUAUCCAAAGAAAAUUCCAGUUACUGUUAAACCCAGAACCUGAUUGUACAGCUCCCUUACGAAUUUCUGAAGAUCGGGCUGUUUUAAAUGCUGGGAAUAAUGGAAAUAUUUCUAGCAAAAUGUUUCUCGGCUGUUUUAUUUGAAGAACUAGCACUUGAUAAUGCUCGCAUACUUUAACAGCUGUCUCUGUAUUCGAUCCCUUUCUCGUCCACCAUGAUAUUGGAACAUGUAUCUUUCAUGCAAUUGACAGGCUUGCUUCCUUGUGAAACCAGCCUCGCUUCUGGUGGUAAAAGUGCCAAACUUUUAAAACUAGCAUCCCACUUCCCUUGAUUUUUUUAUCCGUAGAUUUUUUUUAUCCCUAAUCUUUGAGCAGUCACUGGAUAUAGACUGCAUACCGAGAAAUUGGAAAUCAGCAUUAGUGAUUCCUGUAUUCAAAUCUGGGGACACCACGGAUCCUGCAUACACUGACCGAUUUCAGUAACGUCUAACUUGCAAAUUACUUGAACACAUUCUUUACACACACAGCCUGUCACGACCAAAAUAAUCUGCUUCUCAAUAACCAAUGUGGCUUCCGUCAGCAACGCUGUUAAAUGCUCAUAUAUAUAGUACAAACUAAAGAAGGGGAAAAAAGAGUGUUCCACACUCGCCAUCAUGUCUACGGGCGAGGCUGGCUAACACUCCGAAGUUUACAUGCACAGAAAUGCCCAAUAAAGUGGACGGGAGGAUGACCGCCACGGUAGAUGAAUUGGUAGAGCAUCAGAUGUGUUAUCCUAAGGCUGUAGAUUCGGUCCUUACUGGCGGCAAGGUUGUCUUUUCAUGCACUUAAAUUUCUUCACAUUUAUGUCCUAAUUACUACAGUACAAUUAAUAGACUACAAAUACAAAUAACCCCCCCUAUACAAACUAGUAACACAUAUUCACACUUCCUUGCACUCUCAGCUUUACACAGACUCCGUUUUCAAUGACUUUUCUAUUGAAUUUCACUGAGUAUACCUGAGUCUGCUUAUACUGAAAGGGUGAAACCUACAGCUUGACUACAACAUGACGUGAUGAAUUAGGGAACCAGCAGGUAUGAGGUAAUCAGUUAACAACUUUGUAAACAUACUCGCGUCACUUUGGGAAUUUCUCAAGGGUACGUCCUCGGUCCAAUACUAUUCCUAAUUUACAUUUAUGACAUUCCAAAUAAAAUUGCUUCACGAGUACGUCUUUUGCAGAUGAUUGCAUUGUGUAUAAAAACAUACGCAGCCCCGUCAAUAUCAUUACACUACAAUCUGUCUUCUGUAGACUGACUAAAUGGUGUGGCACAUAUCAGUUGUAAAUGAAGGCAUCAAAAAAUAAACAUGAAAAUUCGUUGCAGUUUCCCACCCUAACACUAACCAGUAUAAAACACGAGGUACUACAGUUCAUUCACUAUCCUCAGUUAAAUCCUGACCCACCUUGGUAUUUUUUUUACUUUCUACUUAAGCUGGAAUACCCACAUUGCAUUACUGGCAUUACCAGUAAAGCAUGCAAAAAGCUACGCUUUGUCAAAUGAUGUUUACCUUGCAAAUGCAGACAUAGCACAUACAGUUCCCUUAUCAGGUACUCCUUAGGAUAUUCUUCCUUAAUUUGGCACCCACAUCAUGAAAAUCUGUCUAACCUACUUGAAUAAGUUCAAAAAAGCUGCACUGUUCAUCUUGUCUUCAUACUCACACUACCAAAGUGUAUCCACCUUAAAGAUAUCGCUAAAUCUUCCUAGUCUUGACAUGCACAAUAAAUUUGCAUGAUUGUCGUGCUUUCAUAGUCUUUAUCAUAGUAACAUUCCAUUUGCUCAAGCCCAUAUUCUGCCUGCCCCACACAUCUCGACCCAGCGAGAUCACAUUCGUGAAGUAAAAUCUAUAUAUUUGCACAGACUAAUGCUUGUUGAAAUUUCCCUCUAGCUCUAUCUAUUGCCAAAUGGAAUUCUUUACCUUCAGCAUCCCUCCCUUCGUAACUGAUGCCUCUGGCAAGAAACAUUCAUUUUGUGACAAGCUGAAAUGUUCAUGCCUCAACACUCCCCAUAUUAUUGUAGUUCUGAUAAAAGCUGCUAGUCAAUUUGUAGAAGCCACAAAUGUCAUCUAUGGUGCAGGGAGGGACCCUUUUUUUAGCACUCUGCAAAUAUAGAAUUGCCCACUGGAACUAAUGGUCGGGAUUAUCUUGCACUGCUUCAAAUGCUUAUUUAGAUGGAUGUUGCAUUCACCAUUGGUUGCCUGCUGCUCCCUAAUCAAUUGAUCAAUCAAUCCAUCAUCUUAUUCCAGCUGUGUACUUUUUAUGGGUGCACUGGCAAAUAGAUGCCUUGUUUUAGUGCUCUCAUUGCCACGUGGCUCACAUACUUGCAUUUGUCAGCUGGUUUAUAUUUGUAUGAAUGCUUGGGUACUGUCAAAGUGCUGUUUUAUAAUAAUUGCACUGCCAUGUAGUUGCAGUACAGUGCUUUGUCUCGCAAGAUAUUUCUUUACUGCAUUUUUUGGGGGCUUUAUGCCAUGUUUUCUCACAAGCAGAAACAAGAUCACAGCUCAUAGUUAUUUGAUAGGUUACGCAAUUUUUCGGUCCUUCAUCAGUACUGCUGCAAUAUUUUGCUUCUGGUCCAUAUAUCUUUUAAUUAUUUUGUACUGCAUGCUAUUUUCUCAUAUGCAGCUAAAUGCAUCUUGAAAGUUACAGGAGUCUAUUGUUGUUGUGUAGAAGUAGUCAUAUAGUGACGUGUAUGUGCCAGCAAAUGUUGUAUGGCAUCUUGUUAUACCUGUUCAGUGUGCAUUGACAUGUAUCCUUGAAUAUUUUAGCACUUUGUAUUUGCUCUCCUUCUAAGUCUUCUUCUGUAGUCUUAUCUUUUCUAGCUGUAUGAAGAGAACAGACUUUCACAAGGUAUUAUUUGGACAAGGCAUGAAGCAUAUUUUUUUUGAUUGCCGAUCAGAUGAUGUUAUAUACUUUCAUGCUACAUAUAUAUCUUCCUCAUGUUUUUGCUGAAUAAAUUCUGUAAGGAACAGUGGCACAGCUGGGGAAUAUUUUUUUUUUUGCGAGGGCAUGCCCUUGACCAGAAGUUGGUGCUUAGGCAGGUGGGUAUUGCCGAGUGUUGUUUCAUGUUCGGCGGCUUGGUAGAUAAAAAUGUAGGGAGUGGCACGUCUCGUAUGCCACUCCUUGCCUGUUAGGCUCCUGGUAAGUCAUAGAAGAGGUUUUCGUAAAUUUUAUACCUUGUUUUAGUACUUUUGCUUUUUCAGUAUUUAGAAAAAGCUUACCCCUGUUACGACGUUCUACGAAAGGAAAUGUAAUAUAACCCAGAGUGUGUGCCAUCACUGUUUGUGUGGUUCCUUCUUGCAUUUGUAUAAGGUUCUGUGAUGUAUAAUGUUAGCCAUUAUGGCAUUUAAUUAAACUUGUCUGUGUUAACUUUUUCAAAUAAAACUGUUU
Rhipicephalus sanguineus (brown dog tick) is the source of this 7254-nucleotide messenger RNA. RefSeq lists its product as uncharacterized. Bases 362 to 2767 code for a protein of 801 amino acids. Lineage: Eukaryota; Metazoa; Arthropoda; Arachnida; Ixodida; Ixodidae. The record is from RefSeq and is a predicted model, not a curated record. The transcript is spliced from 8 exons.